This is a messenger RNA of Trichoplusia ni (cabbage looper), 1026 nucleotides long. RefSeq lists its product as uncharacterized. The record is from RefSeq and is a predicted model, not a curated record. The coding region runs from base 120 to 803 and encodes 227 amino acids. Lineage: Eukaryota; Metazoa; Arthropoda; Insecta; Lepidoptera; Noctuidae. The transcript has a single exon.
AAAAUAGUUAUUUGUGCCUUUUUAGAAACGUCAAAUUUCGACCCAGCAAUUAUUAUUUUCUCACUUUUUUUAACUUUAUUCCCUAUUCUUUCUUAAUCCUUUUCUUCUAAAUCUCCAAAAUGCCUUUAAUGGAUAUAAAUAAUCCGGAUGUUAUAAAGUUUCUAACACAAACUUAUGAGAAAACAGCCCUCCUUCGAAUGAAAUGGAACACUAUACAUGGAGACAAAUUGCAAAAGGCAGCUACUUUAAACCGGGAAGAGAAAGGAUAUUAUGAACAGGAUGUUGCAGAAAAUUCGUUGAUUGCUGGCAUGGCCACUGUCACAAGGGACAGCAUUUCUGGGGGAGUAAACAGGAGGAAAAAAGGGAUUCGAGAUGGGGUCCACAUACCAGGCAUAGCUGACUUGAGGAAAGGACAUUCUAUCAUUGAUGUAGGCCUUGGGGACGCCAAAGAAGACCCUCGACUUGCACGACCAGAUACUGAUCUGUCGAAAGAUCCGGUAAUGCGGCCUAUCGAUCCGGAAGAAAAGAACAUAAUAUACGAAGGUAUACCCCACUUCGGACGCGCAAUGUAUAUCAGAAGGAGAGGCGUAAUCAUUCCAGAAAAGAAGUAUUAUUUAAGAGAAACUAGUGGAUGGGAAUAUGGGUGGAGGCUAAAGGAUAGUUAUUUCAGUGCUCACGCCCCUAAAUACGGUCGCGUAUGGCACCUUACUCGAGGUUCAAUGAGUCGAAGUGGACCCCAACCAGACCCUGAUCAUUAUAAAGAGCUUGAACAUCGCGGUACAACAAAGUGUCAUAAUGCUUAACGCGACUUACUUAUUUCGAAAGUGUUUUAUUUUAGGUUAUAUUUAUGUUUUUAGGCGAUAUACCUACGUACUUAUUGUUUUGAUAGAUGUUAAUUAUUUUUAUGAUUGUCUUGUAGUUUUGUAAUUAUGUAUCUACUAUUUGUUAUUCGUAUUGUUGAUGCUCUUAGGUGCAAAUAUUUGUUAUUAUGAAUUAUUUUUAAAAUAUAUUUAGUGUAUACAAUUA